This is a messenger RNA of Canariomyces notabilis, 1542 nucleotides long. Its product is annotated as 4-aminobutyrate aminotransferase. Gene Ontology annotation, biological process: GABA catabolic process. The transcript has 2 exons. NCBI's taxonomy places the organism in Eukaryota, Fungi, Ascomycota, Sordariomycetes, Sordariales, Chaetomiaceae. Gene Ontology annotation, molecular function: pyridoxal phosphate binding. Gene Ontology annotation, cellular component: mitochondrion. The record is from RefSeq and is a predicted model, not a curated record. The coding region runs from base 1 to 1542 and encodes 513 amino acids.
AUGUCAGCCUGCAGAGCGCUCAAGAGAAGCAAUACCCUCCUGCGCGCCGCGCCGGCUUCAUCUUCGCUUCCUAGAAUCGGCAGACCUUCGGUCGUGCCCCGCGAGUGCCGCCGCCGGUUCGCUGCCUCGGCCCGCACCAUGUCAUCCCUCUACUCCAAUUGGGAGCCCGAGGGUCCAUCGGUCAAGACUGAGAUUCCCGGGCCCAAGGCCAAGGCGGCCAUUGCCGAGCUCAAUGAGGUCUUUGACACGCGGAGCUUGAACAUGCUCACCGACUACUCCAAGAGCGCAGGCAACUAUAUUGUCGAUGCCGAUGGUAACACACUCUUAGACGUCUACGCCCAGAUCGCCUCCAUCCCCAUCGGGUACAAUAACCCGGCCCUGGACAAGGCCGCCCGCAGCGAGGAGAUGAUCAAUGGCCUAAUCAACCGUCCAGCACUGGGUAACUUCCCGCCAACCUACUGGGCCGAGGUCCUCAGGACCGGCAUCCUCAGGGUCGCCCCGAAAGGCCUCAAUCAAGUCUUCACUGCCAUGGCCGGCUCAGACGCCAACGAGACAGCCUACAAGGCCGCCUUUAUGUGGCGCCGCCAGAAGGAGCGCGGCGGGCCCCAAGUGGAAUUCACCGAGGAGGAAAUGGCCUCGGCAAUGGACAACAAAAGCCCCGGCUCCUCGCAGCUCUCCAUCCUCAGCUUCAAGACGGGCUUCCACGGCCGCCUCUUUGGCAGUUUAUCCACCACCCGCUCCAAGCCCAUCCACAAGCUCGACAUACCGGCCUUUGACUGGCCACAGGCCACCUUCCCACAGCUCAAGUACCCGCUUGAAAAGCACGCGGACGAAAACGCUGCGGCCGAGAAGGCGGCGCUCGACGAGGUGGAGCACCUGAUCCUCAACUACCACGUUCCCCCCGCGGCCGUCGUCGUGGAGCCGAUCCAGUCCGAGGGCGGCGACAACCACGCAUCACCAGCCUUCUUCCGGGGCCUGCGCGAGAUCACUCGCAAGCACGGCGUGCUCCUGAUCGUCGACGAGGUGCAGACAGGCGUGGGCGCCACGGGCCGUUUCUGGGCCCACGAGCACUGGGACCUGCCCUACCCGCCCGACAUGGUCACGUUCAGCAAGAAGGCCCAGACGGCAGGGUACUACUUUGGCAACCCGGAGCUGCGCCCCAACAAGCCCUACCGCCAGUUCAACACGUGGAUGGGUGACCCGGCCCGGGCCCUGCUGUUCCGGGCCAUUAUUGAUGAGAUGGAGAGGCUGGACCUGGUGCGCAACACGGCCAAGGUCGGCGACUACCUGUUUGCGAAGCUCAUGGCGCUGGCUAGGAAGUAUCCGGGGUGGUUCCAGAAUCUGAGGGGUAAGGGCAUGGGCACCUUCAUCGCGUUCGAUAACCCUCGCCGGGACGAGUUCUUGGCCAAGGCUAAGAAGUUCGGUAUCAAUAUCGGCGGGAGCGGGCAGUUUGCUGUGAGGCUGAGGCCGAUGCUGAUUUUUGAGGAGAAGCAUGCGGAUAUUCUGCUAGAGGCUUUGGAGAAGAUUGUUACCACGUGGUAA